GGAUAUACCGCGGAAGAUCAAUGAAUAAAGCUCGUGCGACCUCGUGCAAAGCUGCAGUAAAGAGAGGCGACAGUGCGCGGCACGCUAAAGAAACAAGACUGUCUCUUCUUGCGGGUAAAGGAAAGGAACAGCAAGAUGAAUGAACAAACCAAAACUCAACGGCAAUCUCUUUUAAUUACCCACCACCAUUGUAUGCACUUCUUAUUCUUAUCUUGAAGUUGAUGCUGUGUCGUGGAAGGGUAGUACUACAAAUAGCAACUCCUCACUUUCUUCCUUCAACACGACGAUCAUUCAUCCUGGCAUUACAAAGAAAUACCCUUUCAUCGGCCUUACGAGGUCGAUUUCAAAGCAAUUCAAUCUUGACGAAUACACGAAAGAAUAAUUCAAUUCAUACUUCUUCCCUACAACAUAUACCAAACAAGAUGGGCGCAAUCGCAACAGGCAAAGUGGACACUACAGAUCGAGUGGCCAAGCUACGACAACUUCUGAAAGAAAAUAAUGUGACAGCAUACGUUGUACCAUCAGAAGAUGCACAUGCUAGUGAAUACCCAGCAGAAUCUGAUCUAAGACGGGCUUACAUUACAGGAUUCACAGGAUCAGCAGGAUGCGCGGUUAUUGAUGAAAAGAAUGCAUCUUUAUUCACAGAUGGAAGAUAUUUCUUACAAGCAGGUCAACAAUUAGAACCAAAAGUUUGGAAAUUGAUGAAACAAGGUGAACCAAAUGUUCCAACUUGGCAAGAAUUUUUGGUAAAAGAUUUACCUGCAGGAUCAAAGAUUGGAAUUGAUCCUUCUUUGAUCAGCGUUGAUGAUGCAAAAACGAUUUCUUUUGAAUUGCAAAAAGUUGGAUCAACUCUCGUUCCUAUCGAAUCGGGAAAUUUGGUCGAUCAAGUUUGGGGAAGCGAGAGGCCACAAAGACCACAAAAGCCAGUCUUUGUCUUGGACGAGAAAUACUCUGGACGAUCAGCAAAUGAUAAGAUCAAGGAGCUGCGUGCAGAGCUCAAGAAGAAGGGAGAUAACGUCAAGGGUGUCGUCGCAAACAUGUUGGACGAGGUUGCUUGGCUAUUGAACUUGCGAGGCUCUGAUGUGCCUUAUAACCCAGUCUUCUUUGCUUUUGCAUUGGUCUUGUUGGAAAAGACUAUCCUUUAUGUGAACGAAAGCCAAUUGGAAGAGUCAGCAAAGAAGUACAUCGGCAAAGAUGUUGAAUUGCGCCCGUACGAGAGCUUCUAUGAUGAUCUAAGGCAGCUUGGUAGUGGUUUAAAGGAAGACGAAAAGAUCUUUUUGAGCAAGCGUGCAUCUCUGGCCGUUCAAGAGGCUCUUGGUGGUGCAUCAAAAGUCUCUGUUGACCGUUCGAUUAUCAUUGAUCAAAAGAGUAUCAAGAAUGAAACAGAGAUUCAAGGAUUCCGUGAUAGCCACAUUCGUGAUGGAGCUGCACUAGCAAGUUAUUUUGCAUGGCUAGAAGAGCAAUUGCAACAAGGCAAAAAGGUCAGCGAAUACGCUGGAUCAGAAGAAUUGGAAAAGUUCCGUGCUCGUGAUAAGGAAUUCAGAGGACCUAGUUUCACCACAAUUUCUUCUACAGGUGCGAAUGGAGCCAUUAUUCACUACUCUCCCGAUCCAAAUGGAUGCCCAAACAUUGACCCUUCGCUGAUGUACUUGUGUGAUUCUGGAGCACAAUUUACAGAUGGAACAACGGAUGUCACGCGUACGUGGCACUUCCAGAAGCCUGAUGCAGAGCAGAUUCGUGCAUUCACACGGGUGCUACAAGGACACAUUGCUAUCGAUCGUGCAGUAUUUGCAGCUGGAACGACCGGUUAUCAAUUGGACGUCCUAGCCCGUCGUCCAUUAUGGGGUGAAGGAUGGGAUUUCCGUCACGGUGUUGGACACGGAGUGGGUCACUUCUUGAACGUUCACGAGCCACCACAAGGUAUUUCAACGCGUGCUGUGCACAAUGAGACUUCUUUGAAAGACGGAAUGGUGAUCUCGAACGAGCCUGGAUACUACAAAGACGGAUCUUGGGGUAUCCGAAUUGAGAAUUUGGUUGUUGUACGCAAAGCAAAGACGCCAAAUUCGUUUGGAUCAAAGGGAUACUUGUGUUUUGAGCGUUUGACGUUUUGCCCUAUUCAAGUUAGCCUGAUCGAUGCAUCCUUAUUGGAUGAAGCGGAGAAGAAAUGGAUCAACGAGUACCAUGACGAGACAUUGGCAAAAGUUGGACCGAUUUUGAAAGAAUUGGGCGAUGAAAGAGGAUAUGCGUGGUUGAAGAAAGAAUGUUCAGCACGCGUAUGAGUGCGGAAAUCAAAUGGAUAAAACGGAUUUGUGUGCGUUAGAGAGAGAGUAUUGUAGAUAUAAGAUGUUUUUCCUCCCUCUUUUCCUUCCCCUUUCCUUUUCCCCCCGCUAAAAGAGUUUGCUGUUUGAAUUAUCCACUUACAGUCAACGGGACAAUGCGGGAAGAUACAUAUGUACAAACUUUUAUUAUCGAUGAGCAUAACUAUCCACGUUGAUGACGAUGUACAUUUUGUGUAUAUCAAUCGUCAAUGAGGCUGAAACCAUCGGGACAUUCCUUUUUCAAUACCUUUUCUAUAAAAUUCUUAUGCAUUAAUACAUCAUCGUGA
Molecule: messenger RNA, 2605 nt
Organism: Meira miltonrushii
Lineage: Eukaryota; Fungi; Basidiomycota; Exobasidiomycetes; Exobasidiales; Brachybasidiaceae
Product: putative aminopeptidase P, cytoplasmic
Exons: 1
Coding region: 423-2279 (618 amino acids)
Molecular function (GO): metalloaminopeptidase activity
Source: RefSeq, a predicted model, not a curated record